Messenger RNA from Pygocentrus nattereri (red-bellied piranha), 8283 nucleotides. It is a transcript of the gene dlgap1b, whose product is annotated as discs, large (Drosophila) homolog-associated protein 1b. Gene Ontology annotation, molecular function: molecular adaptor activity. The coding region runs from base 374 to 3430 and encodes 1018 amino acids. The transcript is spliced from 12 exons. The record is from RefSeq and is a predicted model, not a curated record. Gene Ontology annotation, cellular component: postsynaptic specialization; glutamatergic synapse. Gene Ontology annotation, biological process: signaling. NCBI's taxonomy places the organism in Eukaryota, Metazoa, Chordata, Actinopteri, Characiformes, Serrasalmidae.
GGCUCUCUCCCUCUCACACACACGCUUGAGAUGGGACUUGGCAGUAGGGGGACCUCCAUACUCUGGCAAUCCGCGCUUUAAUUCUAGCCACACGGCGAGACUCCAGCAGAGAUACACACACGGUGGGCACGGUUACGGAUUUAUUUCUAUGUUUUUUGGCGUCGCUUAUCCAGGAGCUACGUCUUCUUGAUCUGAGUGUACACUCUGGAGCCCCUGAAUCUCUCAGUGAAGCACAUUUCCUGAACAGGGGAGGAGAACGAUGACGUGAAAGAGGCAAGAAUGUACAAAAGCAUAAAAUAACACACUUGUAGAGCGUUGCAGCAGGACCUGUUCUCACACUUGAGGGGUGUGAGAGGGUGUCUAUGUUGUCAGGAUGACUAUGAAAAGCUUGUCCUCAAGCCGGAGCCACCACCACACUCUGGCUCACUGUGACCCCUCCUACGACUCUCUGACCCUGCGUCCAGACCGUCGCCCUUUUCUCCUCGACCCGCCUGACGGCCACCCUUCCAACCACUCCUUCUACUCUGGAUGCCCGCCUGACCCCCCAGCCAGCAGCACCUUUCCCCGUCGGCAGUAUGCCUCGCACCACCAGCUGAAGGACGAGUGCAUGGCAGUAGUGCCCUACACGGGACACCCCUCCUGCGGUCCCCCAACCGUCCCUGCCACCCUAGUCGAGCAGUUUGAGCGGCAGAGGCCACCUAGACGUGAUGGCUACCACACGCUGCAGUACAAGCGUACAGCUGCUCUGGAGCACCAGCGCAGCGACAGCCCUGGCCGCAUUCGCCACCUUGUCCACUCUGUUCAGAAACUCUUUACCAAGUCCCACUCGCUGGAGGGCCCCAGUCAGCGCAGCCUGAAUGGCAGUGAUCCUGCUGAGUCCAUGCCCACGGCCUCUGCCUCGCACCCCAAUGUGGCUACUCUGCAUCGGCCACACAGCCAGGCCAAGCGCCCCAAGAGCAAAGAGAGGAGCCGUUCAGAGCCCAAGCCUCGUCCACGCUCGCCUGUCUCCGGCUACUGGAGCUCAGACGACACCUUAGACCGUGACAUCUGCCUUUACCGCCACCAUCACCAGCACCACCAGCAACCCUCUGGUGUCAUGACUAUGGGCCGGCAUCCGGACAAGUCACAAUCACACUAUUUCCUGGAGCACGCCUACAACACGCUUGGUGGAGGCAGGUCAUCCCUGAAGACUUCUAGAAGCAAUAAUGAUGUGGGCAAGUGUGCUGCCUGCUCUGGGCCACCAGGUGCUGUGGUGGCACUGCCCAGCCCACUUGGGGCAGAUCAGGCAGGGCCACUUCUGAAGAAAAGCUCCUGGUCAAGCACGCUGACAGUUAGCAGGGCACGGGAGGUCUACCAGAAGGGGGCAGUCAGUGUCGAUAAAGCACUAGUUAAAGCACAGACCUGCCAGCAGGGACGGACCUGCCAGUUCUUACAGGUACCUCAGGAUGAGUGGAGUGGGUUCUCUACUCUGGGUCGGGAUGAUGAAAUCCCGUGCAGGCGGAUGCGCAGCGGCAGCUACAUGAAGGCUAUGGCAGAGGAUGACAGCGGAGAUUCCGACUGCAGCCCCAAGCCCUCACCCAAGGCCCAAGCACGGAGAGCUAGCUAUCUGAAGGCCACACAGCCAUCACUCACAGAGAUGACCACGCUAAAGAUCAGUACGGAGUCCCAUUCGCCCAAGCUGCAGAUCCGGAGCCACAGUUACCUGCGAGCAGUGAGUGAGGUGUCCAUCAACCGCAGUUUGGACAGCCUGGACCCGGCGGGCCUGCUGUCCUCACCCAAAUUCCGCUCCAGAAAUGAGAGCUACAUGCGGGCCAUGAGCACCAUCAGCCAGGUGAGUGAAGUAGAGGUAAAUGGGCAGAUUGAGGCGGUAUGCGAGAGUGUGUUCAGCGAGAUGGAGUCUCAGGCUGUUGAUGCUCUGGAUUUACCGGUUUCUGGGUGCUUCCGGAUGCGCAGCCACAGCUACGUACGUGCCAUCGAGAAGGGCUGCUCUCAAGACGAUGGAGAAGUGGAGAGAACAGCACUUCGGGCUAUUUCACCCCCUCGCACCACCACUACUGUCAGAACUAUACAAAGUAGCACAGUAUCAUCAUGCAUCACCACCUACAAGAAGACCCCGCCCCCAGUCCCUCCUAGGUCGACACCCACCCGGCCAUACAUUUCCAUCACAGCUCAGAGCAGCACAGAGUCAGCACAGGAUGCCUACAGCGAGCUGAACAGCAACCCGGCUAACCGUGCCCUGGCCACGGCACAGUCUGGUCUCAGCAACUCCACAGAGAGUAUUGACAGCAUGAAGGCUCUGACUGCAGCCAUCGAAGCAGCUAAUGCCCAAGUCCACGGACCCGCCAGCCAGCAUGUGACUAACAGUACCAUCACCAUCACCACAGCAACAACCACUAACGUCACCCACAUAUCUCAGGAUGGCAAGAGGGAUGCUCUGAGGAAAUGUCUGUCUAUAGGCAUACAGGUGGAUGGUCCCGAGGACAGGGCUGGGUCAGAAGAACACUGCAAGUUUCAGUCAGUGGGAAUUCAAGUAGAGGAGGAGCGAUGCUAUCGCAGACUCACCCGCUCCAACAGUGUCACCACAGCCGUGCAGGCUGACCUGGACCUUUCAGAGGGUUUGAAGAGUGACCUAGCCAAUUACACACCAGUUUCCAGCCACGGCUCCACCGUACGGCAGUUGUCCAGGGAUGCGGCCACUUCCACAGUCAGUAUCCAAGGCUCAGGGAACCACUAUCAUGCCUGUGCCCAGGAUGACUAUGCAGAGGUGGGCUUUGACCCGUCCAUCCUGCCCCCACCAGACCCAUGGAUGGACGCAAGUAUGGAUGAGGAGAGCAGCGGAGGUGGGGCUGGCUCUGUGUGUCCACGCGAUGGACAUUGGUUCCUCAAGCUACUGCAGGCUGAAGUGGAGAGGAUGAAGGGAUGGUGCCGGCAGAUGGAGCGUGAUGAGCAUGAGAAUGAGCUGCCGGAUGAGGUACUGGAAAAGAUUCGGAGUGCAGUAGGUAGCGCUCAGCUGCUGAUGUCGCAGAAGUUCCAGCAGUUCCGGGAGCUAUGUGAGGAGAACCUGAACCCCAAUGCCCACCCACGACCUGUGUCACAGGACCUUGCAGGAUUCUGGGAUAUGUUGCAGUUGUCUAUUGAAAACAUCAGUUUGAAGUUUGAUGAAUUGCACCAACUCAAAGCCAACAACUGGAAAUGCUUGGAACCAUCUGAGCAAAAGGAGAGGCGAGUACCUCCACCAGUGCCGAAGAAGCCAGGAAAAGGUGUAGCACUGCUGGUGAGGGAUCGCUCUUUGGAGGGCUCACAGAGACUAGAGGCACGAAAACGACUGCAAGCAGCUAAACGUGCUGCUGCUACACUACGCCAGAGCUCUGCCACAGAGUGUGCAGACAGUAUCGAAAUCUAUAUACCAGAAGCCCAGACACGAUUAUAAACACAUAUACGGAUGCAAACCCCACAUACGCAGUUGAAGCCUAUAGAAGUAAAGAUAACUUACAUACUACACACUUCAGGCAAUUCAGAGACUUGUAGAUGGCCAUGUAGCUUCCACACACACAACCUCACCACACACAAAUGGUCUGAAUGACAAUGACUUAGGCAGGGUAGUUGUAAUAUAAUCACUGCUUCAUUUUUCCUCUAUAAAAGUGCUUAAAAGUAUAUAUAUGCUAAGAGGUUAUAGACAGUGGAAAUCUUUGAGUUUCUGACUUUUUUUAUUUCCUUCUUUUUUAUCUUCCAGAUUUAGCCAGUUUAGAUGUAGCUUCAUUGUUAUCCUCCCAAAGAUUGUUUUAAAAAAUUAAUAGCAGCCAUUCUCUUUACUAUUAAAUUUUAUAAGGCUAUAUAAUUGUAUCCUAAAACAUAACCCAAGUUUCACUGUUAUCACAGUGUUUAAAGAGCAGUACUCAAAGGCUUCAUCACAUUAGUGUAGCACUCAAAUGGCUGUGUGUGCUCUCAUGUGUCAUCUUGUCCCCUGGGACUGGGUGAAACUGUUUUUGUGUCAUUAUCAAGGGAACAAGUGGAAGAACCACAUGCCCCUUCAGCUUCUCAUUUGUGCUCGUCUCGUUUUCUUUCUUUCUAAGCUUCCUUUCUUUCACAAGAUUCCCUUCUAGUGAAAUAUGUGUGGUGUGUUUUCUCUAUCUAGCACCUGUGCAACUUUACAUACAGUGUAGCUGCUGUUGCUAGGUUGGACAAGUUUUACAGAAAGUUAGCAGAAAUCUCAUUCAAGCUGGUCUGAAAUUGUAGGACACUUUAUUUGGGUUCACACACAAUGUUCACUUUCCACUUUAAAAUGGUACACUAAUCACAUUGUAAGCAUAGGUUUAGUUCCUUGUUAAUCAAGCCAAACACCUGUAGUUGGUGUUAGUGUGGUGGCAAAUUUGUCAUUGUUGUUUUCAAACUGCCUAGUUUAGUUUAGCUACAAUUACAGACCAGUUCACUGUAGCAUUUUAAACUGUAAACUCAACAUUUUGUUACAACACUAAAUUAAGUGCAAUACACUUUUGCUCUAGGUUGAACUGUUUUUUGUUUUUUUUUGCCAAAGUGUUGUAAAGCUUGGCCAACCAUCCAAAAGUUGCUAUGGAAAAACAUUUGUGAGUGGAGAAUGGAUGUCUGUUCUAUUCUCCUCUUUGGCCGAGCCUGAACUACAGCCUAGCUGACAUGAACAUGACACACAUGCACUUAUAAGGCCUAUAUCAACCAUGAGUGUUUUGGUCUGGGAUAGUAUUUUUACUUGAAAAUGCAUCAAAAUGCACCAUCUCACCAUUAUUGCAUUCAUUGCAUCUCAUUUAUGAAAUAACACAGUCAGUAUUCAAUGCAUCAUUAAACUUUAAAGGUUAUUUUAACUUCACUCUUACAAUAUUGAACUCAGAUUGCUAACAAAACCUGUCACUUUAAGCCUACAUAUCUUUAUAUAAUAGACCAAAUCUAUAAUAUAAAUUUGUUUUAUUGUAAGAGGUUUGAUGAAAAUCUGUUCAGGUCUCUGACUCACAAGGUUGCAGAAGGAGAAAUCAAGAAAUUUAACUAAGAAGAAUCCCUUGUUAACAUUUUUUAGUUUUCUUUGUUUUUAAAAAGUAAACAAAUUAUUCUGAUUCAGUAAGAAGAAAAUUGUAUUUAAGAUGACAAUGUUUGAAGUCACAGAUGUUGUGACUUACUAGUUUGUGUAUAGCUGCCUUUUAUAGUAGCUAUAUCUACAUAUACAGUUGAAGUCAUAUAUUUACAUACACCUUAGCCCCAUUUAUUUAAAUUCAAAUGUUUUUCACAAUUCCUGGAUUUAAUCCUAGUACACAUUCAAUCUUUUAUGUUAGUGUCACUACUAUAUUUUAAGAAUGUGCCGUGUCAGAUGAAUACUAGACACGAUUUUUUCAGCUUUUAUUUCUUUCAUGAUAUUCUUAGUGGCUCAGAAAUUUACAUACACGUGGUAUUUGGUAGCAUUGCCUUUAAAUUGUUUUGAGUUAAUUGUUUCAGGUACCCUUCCACAAGCUGCUCACAAUAAGUUGCUGAAAUAGUUAUUCAUUCCUCCUGACAAAACUGGUGUAACUGAUCAGGUUAGUAGGCCUCCUUGCACCUUGCAUGUGCUUUUUCAGUUCUUCCCAUAAACUGAGCUCAGGGCUUUGUGAUGGCCACUGUAUUACUUUGACUUUGUUGUCCUUAAGCCAUUUUGCCACAACUUUGGAAGUAUGCUUAGGGCCUUUGUCUAUAUAGAAGUCUAUAUACCCAUUUUGCACAAUCUUUAACUUUGUGUCUGAUGUCUGGAGGUGUUUCAAUAUCUCUAUAUAAUUGUCUUUCCUCAUAAUGCCAACUAUUUUGUGAAGUGCCCCGGUCCCUCCUACAGCAAAGCACCCUCACAAAAUGGUGCUGCCACCCGUAUGUUUCACAGUUAGGAUAGUGUUCUUUGGCUUGCAAGCCUCCCCCUUUUUCCUCCACACAUAGGGAUGGUCAAUAUGGCCAAAUAUUUUUGUUUCAUCAGACCAGAGAACCUUUCUCCAAAUAGUACGAUCUUUGUUCCCAUGUACAGUUGCAAACUUUUUUAUGGUGGUUUUAGAGGAUUGGCUCUUUCCUUGCUGAGUGUCCUUUCAGGUCAUGUCAAUACUUGACACGUUUUACUGUUGAUGUAGAUACUUUUGUACCUGUUUCCUCCAGCAUCUUUACAAGGUUGUUUGCUAUUCUUGGAUUAAUAUGCAUUUUUCUCACAAAAGUACAUUCAUUUGUAGGAAAUAGAAUGCGUCUCCUUCCUAAAUAGUAUGAUGACUGUGUGGUCCCAUGGUGUUUAAAAUAGCAUUUCAUCGUUUCGACAGAUGAACAUGGUACCUUUGAAAAUUUUGGAAAGUUUGGAACUUCCAAGGAUGUACUAGACUUGUGAAUGUCCACAAUUCUUUCUUUGAUGACUUGGCUGAUCUCCUUUUUCCCUAUGAUGUCAAGCAAAGAGACAAAUAGGUCUUGAAGGUAGGCCUUAAAAUACUGCCACACCUCUCAAACUAACUUAAAAUUAUGUCAGUUAGCUUAUCAGAAGCUACUAAAACCAUGGCGUUGUUUUCUGGACUUUUACAAGCUGUUUAAAGGUACAGUCAACUUGGUGUGUGUAAACCUGUGACUCACUGGAAUUUUCAUGUAUUGAACUAUAAGUGAAACAUCUGUUGUUAAAUUGAGUUUUAAUGACUUUAACCUAAGUGUGUACAAAUUUAUGACUUCAGCUGCAGAGCAAUUUUAUGUUAUUCAGGCUUAAUAUUGUGAUCAUUAGGGUGCUGAAAAAUCAAAAUGUUAUUGUGGCAUCUUUGGCCCACUGAGGCCAUCUGUGUGAGUGAAUGUGUGCGUGUGUGCUAUCAACACAUUUAAGUGCAUAUUUCAAAGUGCUUCCUAAUUUUUGUUUUUUCUUAUCCAAAGGGUUUCACUUUUUGACUGAAAUGUAGCACAGCUCACUGUAACAUAUACAAGCCUCCCAGGCGAUAUGUAUCUGUUUGUAAUAUGACAUUAGUAAAAAUAAUUUUCAAAGCGUGUCUAGAAAGUUCAUGUAGAUGCAUCUAUGUAGGGCAAAUACCAUAAAUAUUUUUCUAUUUCUAGAAAACUCAUUAUAAUAAAACUGUUGAAUUCCUGUUUGGUAGAUAGUGCUGCUCUUAUGAUUUACAAAACUGAUAACUGUCAUAUGUGCACUUAAGUACCUGAAUACUCCAGUACAUAUUCUGAUGAAUUUUCUAUUACUUAUCAAAACAUUACUUUGCACUUAAACUAUGAAAAAUACAGAGCUACUACUUUCUUGAAAUAAUAUUUGAAAUGCUUCACUGUGUAGUUGUUUGAAAAUAAAUCUAUUUAUAUUAUCCACCCAGUAGCUAACGUGCAGCCACUUUGUUUUGUUUUUUGUUUUGUUUUGUUUUGUUUGCUCCUCUUGUACAGUUUGACCAUAGUAGUAUUUUCAGUAUGUCUCUUGUAUUUAUUGCUACAAAAAGACUGUUUUGGUUAUUGUUAUUAUGCACUAUAAAAUGCCCUUUUUUACUGUGGUUAGUAGUUGUUUUAAAUAUGGUUGAUGUUUAAAUUCUCAGCCUUAAUUUAUGAAAUUAUGAUAGUCAUGCACAACAUAGCCUCAGGGGAGACUAUAUAGUGUGUAUGUAUGUGGACGUGUGUUUCUGUGUGGGAACAGGUCUCAUCUCCUUAUAGUCGUCUCUUGGUUAAGAAAUGUUUUUGUUCUCAGACGUUGCCAUGAAGAUUUUUAUGUAGUCAUGUUGUCCUUACAACUAUUAUGGAAUCUUCUGUAUCUGCCCCUAUUGAACGUUAGCAUGAGUAGUUUCUCUAAAGGGCUCCACCAAAACUAUUGAGUAAAUGUAAGGUUUUAAUUUUGAGGACAAUCACUAGAUGACUAGAUAUCACAAAAUACUAGAUAUUCCUGAUUACUGCAAGACUAAAGGUGAGUGCCACUCUCAGUUCUUUUUAGCUAGUAUGAAAUUUAUUUAAUGUUUGUAUUUUGGGGGGGGGUUCUUUGGGGUUUUUCUUUUUUUCCAAGGUGAAAACUAUAAAAAUGACAUGUUCGGAUUGUGGAUAUUUGCCAAAUGAAUGAGUGAGCACCAGCCUCAAAGCUUUCUGGAAAGUGUAGAAAGGUUAAUGAUGAUAGUGUUGAAGCAUAAAAAUUAUUCAAACAACUGUUUGUAAAUACAUGAAUGUUCUCUUUAAUGUAAAUGUAUACAACUUACAUCUAAAAACAUGUUAACCAAACAGAUCAUUUGUAAUUAAUGUUAUUACUCACUUGAUGUAAUGGCACGUGUCUGAAAUUUUGGUCAUUAAAAUACUAAGUUGCCAUUCUCA